GCAUAUCGCAAACAUGUCGGCACACCAAAGAAGACCUAGCAUGGCGGAGAACCUGACACCAGAGCAAAUCAAGGAGCUCAAGGAAGUCUUCAACGUUUUCGUAAGUCCUCCAAAGGAAGAUGGCAGUGGCACCAUCUCUGCCGAGGAGUUGAGAAAUGUCAUGAAGAGCAUUGGCGAAAACCUGUCCGACUCUGAGAUUGACGAAAUGAUCAAGGAAGCGGAUGCCAAUGGAGAUGGCAACAUUGAUUACGACGAGUUUGUCAAGAUCAUGAGCGUC
Aureobasidium vineae is the source of this 277-nucleotide messenger RNA. NCBI's taxonomy places the organism in Eukaryota, Fungi, Ascomycota, Dothideomycetes, Dothideales, Saccotheciaceae. The record is from the annotation of a GenBank genome assembly.